AUGCCCUCUGACACCAUCAGCUGGCAGGACGAAAUGGAACACUUCCUGCGGCGCCGGACAUCGUACACCAUCCUCCCCACGCCGCCCGCCAGCGCCAACGCAAGCGACCUCCGUGCUCUGCUCUUCACCGACACUCCCACGCAGAACCUUAUCUCGGUCAUUGGCGCAUGUCUGCACAACUUGUACGACGUACGCCGAGCGCAAGGAAUCUUCAACGAUCUCCGCAAGUCCGAAAAAAGCGCGCUGCUCGACGUGCGCAUGUACAACUCGAUGCUGCAUGCAUACUUGGAGAUGGCCCGCGGGAGGGACAGCGAGGACCCGGAGAUGUGGCUGGACGAGGCGUGGUCGCUUUUCGGUGCCAUGGAAGACGGCAGCUCGCAGGUACACCCGACAGCAAAUACAUACACUGUCAUGCUCCUCGCGUGGUUACGACAUGGGCCGGACUCGGCGAAGCCGAUACCUUCGCGCGAUCAGCGGGACCCCCCACAGUUGCUACGGAGCAUGAUUGACCACCAAGUAGCGCCGACGAUGGUCGUAGCUGACCGCGCGCUCGAGACAUCGGAAGAGGCGUCGGAGGUGAUCCAGCUGCUGUCGAGGGCCGCGGUGGAGAUGGGCCUGUCAAAUGUGGUCAGCGAACUUGGUAUGGCGGAGUCGCUCGGUCGUCAAGAAGACGAUCCUUUGGAUAACGUCCCGGAGGCAAUGCCAGUUAAGCGUCGGAGAAAAGUGGAACGUAUCAGUGUGCUCCACGGAGACGAUGGCAGUGUUGUGGGCAUGCAGGCGACCGAGGAUGUGGGCGAGCCCCAGCCGGACGUGCCGUUCAACCUGGAGACGUUGCGAAAACACCUUGCAAAGGUCGUAUUCGCGCGCCGGGCGCUGCCCGACGAUGUCGCGGCACGUCAGAAGCUGCUCGAGGAAUCGGUCUACGACGUGGCCGUUGAGCGCCUCAAGCACACGACCGAUCUGCUCGAGGAGCUUGGGCUCUCGAACAAAGCGCUGAAGACGAACGAUUUACAGCAGCUGAUGUGGCAAUGGCAUGCGAAGUUAAAGGAGCGGUUGAAGGCGGAGAUCCAAAAUGUCGACAAACAGGAGCACAGGCUCAAGAAUAAUUCCGAAGUCAAGCUCGUUGACAAACGCAGGAUGGUCGGCUUGAGCCCGUUCUUGUCUUUGCUGACCCCCGAGAAACUCUCGAUGAUUGUGAUCCUCGAGUUGAUGCAUAUGCAAGGGACGGGCGGUGUGCAGCACGGCAUGAAGACGGCCCGAGCCCUGCUCUCCAUCGGUAAGGCCGUCGAACUGGAGUACAAGGCGGAGAUGUGCAAGAAGCACAACAUCGCCAUCCCCAGCGCCGGACGUGCGCCGUCGAACGGGUUUUUCACCAGCCUUGGGUACCGCGACUUGCAGUCGCAGCGGCUCGUGGCGCAGAGGUUCCUUCAGGACACAGAGGAAUGGUCCGCAGAGUGGUCGCAGGCCGUACGCGUGAAAGUGGGCAGUUUCCUCGUAGACUGUCUGAUGGAUAUCGCGACCGUGGUGCGCACGAAGACGGACAAAGCGACGGGAGAAGUCCACUCCGAGGAACAGCCCGCGUUCUUUCACACUUACGAGUACUUGCGCGGGAACAAGCUCGGUGUCAUCAAGCUGAACCCAUCUAUCGCCGAUAAGAUCUCCAAGGAUUCUGUGCGGGGGACCCUCCAUCCACGUCAUCUGCCCAUGCUUGUCAAGCCUAAGCAGUGGCUCAGUCCCGAUGAGGGCGGUUACAUCUACAACCAGACAUGGGCGAUGCGCUUUAAGGACAGCCAGGAGCAGCAGAGCUACCUCCGUCGGGCAUCCAGCCUGGGCAACCUUGAGCUGGUGUACACCAGUCUGGACAUCCUCGGGAGCACGCCCUGGCAGAUCAACCGCCAGGUCUUCGAUAUCGUUCUGCAGGUGUGGAAUUCCGGCGAGCGCUUCUGCAAGAUCCCCCCAGUGUCGAACGACGUACCCGAGCCGGAGAAGCCGAUGAACUGGGACACCGACCCGGCUGCGCGCGUGGCGUACCUCACCAGGCAGAGAACGUACCAACACAAUAAGGCGAAUGACCACUCGAAACGGUGCGAUGUCAACUACAAGAUUGAGAUCGCGCGUGCUUUCCUGGGCGAUACGUUCUACUUCCCGCACAACGUCGAUUUCCGUGGGCGCGCGUACCCCUUGCCGCCCCACCUGAGCCAUAUUGGUGACGACCUCAGUCGUGGUCUCCUCCUGUUUGCCGAGAGUAAGCCGAUUGGUGAGCGAGGACUGCGGUGGUUGAAGAUCCACCUGGCUGGUCUCUACGGGUACGACAAGGCGAAUUUUGAUGAACGAGUGCAGUGGGUGCACGAGCGUCUUGACGAGAUCUACGACAGUGCCGAGAACCCGCUGACUGGUCGGAGAUGGUGGACGAAGGCCGAAGACCCCUGGCAAUGUCUUGCGACCUGCAUAGAGCUCAGGCAGGCAUUGAACUCGCCAGAUCCACAUGCGUACGAGUGCGCGCUCCCUGUGCACCAGGACGGCACGUGUAACGGUCUGCAGCACUACGCCGCACUCGGCGGUGAUGCUGCCGGUGCAAAGCAGGUCAACCUCGACGUGACGGACCGGCCAUCGGACGUGUACUCUUAUGUCGCGGACAUGGUCGAGGAGCAGCUAGAGCAGGGCAUCAAGGAGGGGCACGUAGAGGCCAUUAUGCUCAAGGGCAAGGUCUCGCGGAAGGUCGUCAAGCAGACCGUCAUGACUACCGUCUAUGGUGUGACGUUCAUUGGUGCGCGCGAACAGAUCGAGAGGCAGCUUAAGGAAAGAGGAGACAUCGCCGCUGAGGAUUGCUGGAAGGCGUCGGCAUAUCUGGCGAGGCUGACUCUUGGAUGCAUUGGCGAUUUGUUCAAGGGCGCGAAGUCCAUCCAGGAAUGGCUGAACGUCUGCGCACGCCUGAUCUCGAAGUCCAUCCCGCCGGAGCGCGCUGAAGAAGCGGCGGAGAACUUGAAGUCGCUGACUCGCCGUCGGACGCGUGAAUCGGAGCUCGCCAAGCUGAAGAAGGAACAGAUGACGACUGUGAUUUGGACGACCCCGUUGGGUCUGCCUAUUGUCCAGCCGUACAGGGCGACGAAGCGCAAGCAGAUCCUCACAGCGAUGCAGAGCGUGUACAUCUCUGACCCCAACAUCCCCACGACUGUGAAUACGAUGAGGCAGGCAUCUGCGUUCCCGCCGAACUUCAUCCAUAGUCUGGACGCCACGCAUAUGAUGUUGACUGCCCUGGAGUGUCGGACACAAGAGCUGACCUUUGCGUCUGUUCACGACUCGUACUGGACGCACGCCGGCGACGUCGACAAAAUGGCCGCCAUCAUCCGGGACACCUUCAUCGCCUUGCAUUCCUCGAACGUUAUGAACCGGCUAUAUCAGGAGUUUCUUGAGCGCUACAAAGGCUACAUCGUCCCCGUCGCAAUCCUCAAGCAUGGCUCGAUGCUUCAGAAGCAUGGCAUCAAGCCCGAGCGCCUGACGAUCAAGAGCUUCCCUGCGGACUUCGCGAAGUCAUCCGAGGACUCUGCUGCCAUUGCUACCCCGGCGCAGGUCGAAGAGGCCACCGAGGAGGACGUUGCCGAAGCGGAAGUCGUGGAGGAGAUGGAGGACGUGGAGGAUGUUACAGACUUGGAAGCGAAGUCCAUACAACACAAGAAGAUGUCCCCCACUGCGAAACAGACCGCCAAGUUCAUUGCUGCGGCUCUGGCGAACGCGGGGCCAGGCCCGCUCGAUCACAAGUUCGUCGAGCUCUCUAGCCUGCUCCCGCCAGUCCCGGAGAUGGGCACGUUCGACGUGAACAAGAUCAAGUCGUCGCUCUACUUCUUCUCGUAA
Messenger RNA from Rhodofomes roseus, 3852 nucleotides. RefSeq names its product DNA/RNA polymerase. Gene Ontology annotation, cellular component: mitochondrial DNA-directed RNA polymerase complex. Gene Ontology annotation, molecular function: mitochondrial promoter sequence-specific DNA binding; protein binding; DNA-directed RNA polymerase activity. The transcript has 11 exons. Gene Ontology annotation, biological process: mitochondrial transcription. The record is from RefSeq and is a predicted model, not a curated record. The coding region runs from base 1 to 3852 and encodes 1283 amino acids. Lineage: Eukaryota; Fungi; Basidiomycota; Agaricomycetes; Polyporales; Fomitopsidaceae.